Molecule: messenger RNA, 1578 nt
Organism: Polyodon spathula (Mississippi paddlefish)
Lineage: Eukaryota; Metazoa; Chordata; Actinopteri; Acipenseriformes; Polyodontidae
Product: cocaine- and amphetamine-regulated transcript protein-like
Exons: 3
Coding region: 139-579 (146 amino acids)
Biological process (GO): positive regulation of MAPK cascade; G protein-coupled receptor signaling pathway; negative regulation of appetite
Molecular function (GO): neuropeptide hormone activity
Source: RefSeq, a predicted model, not a curated record
UGUGUGUGGGUGUGUGUGUCAGAAAGGUCUAGCCAGGGGGCACGAUGACAAACACGGGUUGUUAAAGACAAGUGUGUAAAGAAAAUCACUACACCAAUCCCAUCACUCGGAAUUGGGACUUAAAUAUUUCAACAGGUGAUGUCAGCGCAGUAUAUAAAGUGGAGGUCCGGGCGAGUGUUCCAUAGAAUAUCGAGAAGCACAGAAACUCCCGUCGAACGUUCUCGUUUGCAAGUGAACUACACGACGUCCUCCAGCACCAUGGUCAGCAGCCGUUUACUCCUGCUCUGCAUCACCUGCUCGGUCCUGUUUGUGCUGGUCUACUGCGAGGAGCCUCUGGAAGUCCGGUCCAUAGACAACUCUAACAAAAGCCAAGAAGAGAAAGAACUGAUUGAAGCGCUGCAAGAAGUUCUGGAAAAGCUGAAGAGCAAGAGACUGCCGUCUGCUGAGAAGAAGCUGGGCUGGGUCUCGUCGUGUGAUGCCGGAGAGCAGUGCGCAGUUCGGAAGGGCUCCAGGAUCGGAAAAAUGUGCAACUGCCCGAGAGGGACAUCUUGCAACUUCUACAUCCUCAAGUGUUUGUAGAGCGAUGGAUUGGACGGGAGAGUGUGUGCGAAAGAGAGAGAGAGAGAGAGAGAGAGAGAGAGAGAGAGAGAGAGAGAGAGAGAGAGAGGGGCUAACACAGAGACAGUGGAAACACCUCUGGCUCGCCUCUCAUCCUCACAGAGAGCGCCAGGAACACUGUCGUUGAUCCCCACCCAAAGGCACUUUUUGUUAUAGUUAUUCUGUACAAAAACAAAUAAAUUUAAAAAAAUAAAUUGAAACGCCCGCCUCCUGCCUGUGCUGUCUCACAGGGCAAUGCUGUAUAAUAAGUAUCUGCUUCUGCAUAAAUGAAGCGUAACCACUCCCAUUGUGAUAGUAUAGAUUAGGGGUCCAUACGAGGACUCCGAUAUUACUCGGUGUGUCCGAUAUACAAAACAAACAGCAAUGAAGGGGUUACGUUGCAUGUUAGUGUUCAGCGAUUUUCACAUCGAUUAAAAAAAAAUAAUAAUAAUAAUACAAUUGUAUUUAUCUAUUUGUUUAUACUUAUUUCUUGUAUUGUUAUUGGGCACAACAGUCGAGUGAAGUCCUUGUGAUUGGCAAAAUACUUCGAACUGUAACAAGAGGGUUAGUGCACAGUGUUUUCAGUCAUGAAUACAUACUUAUUUAAACCACCGUGUAAAUCAAAUUGUUAAGUUGUACUGCAUGUGCAAUUUGGUUUUGAACGUCUGCUUUGCAAAUCGAUCAAAUUCAAUUUCUAUACCCGCCCCAUGCAGACCUACCAAUACAAAACAGCGCGGCCAAUCGGUCACGUGAAUAUUGACGUGACACUCAAAGAAUUCCUUUUGAAAGCAGCUCUGUGAUGAAACACGUCUGGUGGUGGGUGAGCUGGGAUAUAACGCUUUGGGGAAUAUAUAGGAUACUGUAAAUCACAUUAACCAGUAACACAUCAGAAAUCAAUUAGAGCAUUUGUCAAAUAAAUGUAGUUGCAGACCCUGUGCAAAUAAUAGAAUCUAUACUGUGUGCGUGCGUGUGUGACUGAUC